Messenger RNA from Pocillopora meandrina, 849 nucleotides. NCBI's taxonomy places the organism in Eukaryota, Metazoa, Cnidaria, Anthozoa, Scleractinia, Pocilloporidae. The record is from the annotation of a GenBank genome assembly.
GGUGAACUGAAGAGAAGCAGACAUGAACACAGGUGGAUUAUACUCUUCUCCUUUUUUUAUUUGCUGCUUCUGAAUAAUCAAGCAGAAGCCCGCAGCAUGACCCCUACGCCACCAGUGGGCAAACGGCGCUUUCUCAUUGAAAGAAUCGUACAGGUAUUUGGCUGUUACCCGAGGUCAGAGAGGUUGACUAUUGUAAACGUUUUUGUGAAAGUGAAGUUCUUAUUUCUUUUCAUGCAGCACCAAGAUCCGGCCCAGAAAACUAUUAAGCGACCUACCUAUGGAUUGUCCAUGCACGUCGGGAGAGAAGUUCGUCAAAAAGAGGUCAGUUGGUGUUUUAAUUAUGAUGACAUUUGAAAACCAUGAGCGAGCUUACUUAGCAGUAAACGGGAAGCAUUCUUCUGAUUAAAUCAAGUAAAAUUUAUAACUUAAAUUGUAUUGUUCCGAGGAAAACAUUCCAAAAGUCAGCUUUAUUCGUCUUGCAAUCUAAAAACCGUCAGUGUGUUAUGCUACGCUCGACUAAAAGAUGCAACGUGAUCAAAAAUUGGUAAUUGCAGAGCGGGGAAACGACUUGAUCCAUUGUAAGGUUUAUUUCUGGUGAUCAGUUGAUUUGUCACUGACGAGCUAUUACUGUUUUUGUCUCUUUUGAUAGAGAGAAGACCCGGAUCUGGAGGCUAACGAGCGAAUGUACUGAGAUGAAACGUCCACUCGCUUGGCUUGUAGAUAAACUAUGAAAAGGCGCCAUUACAUUGCAACGCGAGUCCAGAAGUAGUACCGACUAUUAAUUUAUUCCUUUUUAGAGAUUGUAAGACUAAAGUAGAAUAUUCUGAAAUAAAACGAUUUGAAACCAGU